AUUAUGAUCGUAGUGAAUUAUUUAUUAUAAAUUAUUCUGUCUCAAAGAUGUUAUCAAAAGUUACCUGAGAAGUCAAGAAAGCUAAGAAUCUGCCAAUGAUGGACCGGAAGAGAAACACCACUGAUGCUUAUGUAGAAAUACACUGGUUUGAUGGUAGUAUCAAGAAAACCAAUGUUAUAAAAGGUAGCCUUGAUCCAGAAUGGAACGAAUCUUUCUCUUAUGAAGGAAUUUAUGAUGCUGAUUUACAGGACUACCCUCAAGAUUUAAACAGUCUAAGCAAAAUGGAUAUCUCUAACUCUUUCUCGUUGUAUAACAAGUCUAUUCUGAGUUUCUACGUGUUCUCGUCAGCUUCCUUAAUAGGAACAGUAUACAUUGAACUAGGGACUUAUUUCAGAGCAGAUGACAAACAAGAGAUUAAAUUUCAAUGCCAAUACCCCAUAUUCCACCCAGCAGAAGGGAUUAGAGGGGAGCUCUUCCUCAAACUCAAGCUGGUGAGGGAAGAAAAUCAGCUCAGAAACAUACAAAUUUUACCUGAAAAUCCAUACUACGACGGGAGCAGGCUAGUUUCCUCUCUUCUGAUAAACUUCUUCUCUUCUCAAUCAGCACCAGAUACAGAAAUUUACACCUGCAAAAUGAUAGAAUUCGUAGAAGAACUAGCAACAAUUUCAGAUAGAAAAAGAGGAGCAAUCUCGCAAAAAUACCAAUCUUCAAAAUAUGUGACUAAGUCUAAUGAAGAUAACCUCAGGAAGACCAUCAUCGAAGCUUGCCAGGAGGUCCGCAAGAACAUAGCUAAAAGAGUCAUUAGCAGCGGAGGAAAUGCAGUCAUUGGUUACAAUCAAGAUGUCAAAUAUGAUUUUAAGAAUACAAAGAAGCUAAGCAUCAGAGGGUACGGCACUAUUGCGUUCUUAACAAAGAGAGGAGACUCUGAUGAUGAGUCUCUUAUGGCCCAUUUUGAAGAGCAUAAGGAGGAAAGUCUGAAAGUUGAUGAUAAUCCUGAGACUAGUCCUUUAAUGGGUAGUAUCGUCCCUGUUUCUGGAAAUUUGGUGAUUUCUUCUCCCCCUCCUCUUGAAUUAGCGAUCAGAAAUGUGACUUUUUACACAUGAAACAAGGUUGAUCCUCUCACACUAAGAUAUGUAUCUCUAGUUAGCUCUAGAUCGGUCAAACUACUAUCUUCUAAAACUACACAAGGAGAGAUAGAUUCUUGGUGGGUGGCUGUACGAGAAGAAAUGAGACAACAUGCCAUCGCUCUCAGCUGUAACACCAUAAUGGGCUACAAAGAAACACUCGAUAUCUCAGAAGAGGUCAUCUUAAUUUCUGCAAUAGGAACAGCUGUGAACAUUAAAGAACCGUCUGAAGGUAAUAGCAAGAAGUCAAAAUUGUCUAAAAAGAAGCAAAAAUAAGCUCAGCAAAGCAGUCUCAAAAGAUCACAAAUCCAGCCCAAGACAAAUGGUUAGUAGUGACACAGGUGUGGUUAUUGACCCUAAAAUUUUUAAGAAAUAUUCAAUUUGCAAAUUUCUCCACAUUUCAACAAUGAAGAAAUAUAUUUGCCAAGAAUGAGGUCAGGGAUAUGUCCCUGAAAUCAUCAUUACAACGCUAGAACCUCUCAGUGGGCUCGAAUAUAUUGGAGAACCAAUGCAACUUGAAGCUAAGGUCAUCAAAAUGAAACGGAGCGAAAGGGGAGAGACUAAUGCACUCCAAAUCUCAGAAAAAAUCCUCUUCACUGAGUAUUACUUACAUUCCCAGAUAGUUAAAUAAAAUGAAAAUAUAUAGUAUGAAUGCUCUAUUCUCAUUCAGAGUAAAAAUUCUUAUUGGCGACAAAUUCAUAUUUGGAAUUGCUCAAGCCACAGCAAUGAGAUUGACAGCUCUUCCACUCCCUAGUGAGAUUUCAAUUAGACUCAAGAAGGGGAAAAUGGAGGCCAAAUUUAGCAAAGAAGCUAAGGAAGUAGAGCAAUUGUCUAAAUGAUUCAACCAACUUUCAAGGAUUUCUAAAAGGAGAAGAUUAUAUGACUAUCUUAAUCUUACCCAGAUUCCGAUCGAAGGAUCAGUUAUUGCACAUAGUACCAAGCUCAAGCCAAGAAAACUAAGCCUAGCUGAGUACCAAAACUUGUCCAAGAAGAGUAUCUCCCAAAUUAUCUCAGGGGGGUUUGGAGACAAGCUCCUUGAACAGCAUGAAGAUGAGUCUCCUCAAAUGGCAAAGUUAGACUUAAAAUAACAGCAUUGCAUCCCCCAAUAAUGUUCAAGUUGACAUCCCUAACUCAGGAAAAAGGUUCUCGACAAUCACUGAAAAACACGAACACGAUUCCUUAACAAAGGAUGAACUUAAAGAUAGAGGCCAAAAUAUUUUUGACGAAGAAGAGAAAGAAAUGAUCAGCGCCCCUAUCCGCACAACCCAGGUUGAUGAGGACGAAAAAUUGCUUGAGCUUCAGAAUCUUAAAAUUAGUGAUGAAAAUGGUGGAGCACAGCCUUUUAAAACUCUUUCUGCAUUACCCUUCAGCUUGGCUCCAAAAAUCAGAAAUAUCGAAAACCCUGAAAAUGAUACAAAGUCUAAUGCUAAAAACACUCAAGAUUACUUUGAAAUUUUCAAAGAUAAAUCGUUAAUAAAACAAAGAGAUAAAGAAAUACAGGAACUUAUAGACGCUAAGCAACUCUCAAACUCAACUUUUGUGAUUGAAAUAGAAGAUUUUGGAGAACUUGAUUCAUUCGUAACUCUCUUAGACCCGAUCACUCCAAAAGACGUGAAGAUUUUCACAAGCGAGAUAUUUCCAAACAUGCAUAGUCUAAAAUGAAAGCCAAAACUAAUGAUACAGUCCUUCAAAUUCCAGUUCACUGGUGAUAGUCACACUCCAUCGUAUCAAAAGCACCAAGAAUUCAUCAGUGAGAUGAACUUGGUCUAUACCAAAGCCAUUAAAUAUCUCAAGGACACCAUUUUGGAGACCUCAAAAUCUGAAAAGGAGGAGUUUAAAGGAGAAAUGGCCACUCGGCAACCUCGAUCAAAAAGUAUGAAAAAACAAGGAAAAUACGAGGAUAAAAAGACAGAACCUACAUUGAAUAAAUCCAACCUCAAGAUUAUCCUAAGCUCCUUUAAAGUGAUACUUAACAUUGAUGAGAAAAAUGAAGUCCAUGUCUGUGUCAUUUGUAUGGGAUGGGUAGGCAAUGAGGAUUGCCUCCUCCAUCAUAAUGAACAACUUGAGUAUAUGCAUAAAUAACAAAGUUCAAUGUGAUGUAUUGGACGUCAACCAAAUCGAAACAAGUCCUGGGAAAGAUGACCACAGAGAACCAUUUAUAAUCAAAGAACAUUCAAUUUUUGGGUGUCUUUGGAGAAGGAAAAGAUCGAUCAAAAGGAAAAUCCAUAAUCCACUCGAAUCUUUUUGUGAAAUUGAUAUUUUCAUUCCAUCAUUUAUCCCAGGAAAGAAGAUAUUGGAAUAUAAAGGAUACAUUGACGCUCAUUUAUACAUUGAGAUUAACAACUACGAAAUUGAGUCAUGCUUCAACCAGGUGAAUGACCUUCUAAGAGCUAAAGCAAAAUCUCUCAACUGCAACACAAUCAUAAACUACAAAGUAGAGUCCCUCCAAAUAUUCCCGAAGGAGCAAGAAUACAGCGUGAUUGUCAGUGUGGCUGGUGAUGCAGUUAUAAUGCUCGACUACAUUCCUGAUAAUAUUGAUGAAGAAAAAAACUGGUCUUAA
This is a messenger RNA of Moneuplotes crassus, 3684 nucleotides long. NCBI's taxonomy places the organism in Eukaryota, Ciliophora, Spirotrichea, Euplotida, Euplotidae. The record is from the annotation of a GenBank genome assembly.